UAAGUGGCUGCACGGACCAGGCACGAACAUCAACACCACAUUAUGCACGCAAUUCACACCGUUCGCACCGCCUCCUUCACCUAUCCGCUUGGAAGCACACAAGUGUUACAUUUGUUCCAUGCUGAAGUCAAAUGAUCCAACCUAGCCCUUGCGGAUAGAGCACCUACUUUCAGAGUCUCGCUUGGACUUAUCAACUGUUCCGUUGCGGUGCCGGCGUCCGGGGUGGUAUCGCACCGUUGAGAUUCUCAUUGGCCUGCCACAUUCGUCGACUAUAUCGACAAUCAAGCUUCUUUCUAGUUUAAGAAGGUGGUAACACCGUCAACCGCUCCUGCGAGGUACCAUGGCGAACAUGGAUUGCAAUCAACGACAGUUCCUCCGUCCUCUCUUAUACCCCGGCAACCCCGCCGGUUCAGUCUCAACAUCCCAUGACUUGACAUCUUCGACACUGGUUCCUCGCAGCGGAACCUACGGCACCAUGAACAUGGCUUCUCCGGACAUUGAGAAGCGGCCUUUGGUGGUCGAGAAGGAAGAACUCAUGCCUCGUUCAGUCAAGAAAGCCCGAACACGACGGGUUCUCUUGUCAGUCUUGUGGCUCUUCGCUUCACUCUUCGUUACCGGGUUUGUCCUCCAUGGCCUGGGUAUACCGUCAUGCCGGAGAUCCGAUGUCCACGAGCAAUUCUCACCGAUUAGUUCCACGUCAAACGGAAAAUAUGCCCACCCGGUUGAAGGUCUCGAGACUACCAAGCCAGUAACUCUCGACCUUUUCAAAUCACAGCCAAAGGAAAGGCAGAUUCAGUCAUCCGUCACAACUUCGUCUGCUGCCGCGGAGAGGACGGUCCUGAGAAACUUUGAGGUUGCGCCACCAGUGUUGAUGCCGUAUGGCCCGGCUGAUAGCGAUGGAACGACACCAAUUCCGGCUGGAUCAACCCAGAAAGCGUGUAACGUGUUGUUGAUGCGUCGUGAUUUUGCUUUCAGCUAUGGAGAUCCGUACAUCGGAGACUACACGCCGCCUAGCUGCAAGUUUAACCGGGUGGUGAUGAACUUCACCGUUGUUAGCGAGGGGAGACAGUACGACCGCCUGGCGUUGAUGUACCUCGGUGAUACCGAAGUUUGGAGAACUUCAACCGCCGAACCAGUAGUGCCGCCAGGAAUCCGAUGGGAAUAUCUCAAGGACAUGACCGAGUACCUGUCCCUCUGGCAACAGAAGCAAAAGAUCAUCUUUGAUCUUGGCAACCUUGUCAGCGACAAGUACACCGGCAUCUUCAACACCACCCUCACAGCCACCUUCUUCUACAGCGACGUCGCCACCAAGGCCGCUCCUCCCAGCGACCUCAUCAUCCCCAUCUCCGCCCGGCAGUCCGCCAACAACGCCGUCAGCCAGUUCACCCUUCCCGCGCAAAACGCCACCAACACCAUCUCCAACUUCCCGCUCAACGCCCGCCGCGCCGUCUUCUCCGUCUCCGCCAACGGCCAAGGCAACGAAGAGUUCUGGUGGUCCAACGUCCUCCAAAGCGACGUCAACGCUUUCUCCGACACCGUCGGCGAACUGCCCGGCUACUCGCCCUUCCGCGAGGUACAAGUCCUCAUCGACGGCCAACUAGCCGGCGUCUACUGGCCCUUCCCCGUCAUCUUCACCGGUGGCGUGGUCCCCUCCUUACACCGACCCAUCGCCGGCAUCGAAGCCUUCGACCUCAAAGAACACGAAAUCGACAUCACCCCCUGGCUGGCCGUUCUCACCGACGGCAAUCCCCAUGAAUUCACCAUUCGCAUAGCCGGUAUCAACGACACCCAGUCCUCGUCGUCCUCCGGCCACACUGCAGUCCUGACAGAUCACGUCAACGAAUCGUGGUACGUAACCGGCAAGAUCUUCAUCUGGACCGCGGGCGACAACUCCCACUUUACUGGUGGCAGCAACAACAACAAAAAACCCACCAUCGACGGCCUGACCCCUCUCAUCACCCUCUCCUCCAUCCGCACGCCCCCCUCCACCGGCAACAACUCAUCUAACUCCACAACAACCCCCGAAUCCAUCACCUACACCACUUCCGUUAAACGCUCCCUCCGCGUCCGCUCCCCCCUGGGCGUCUGGACCCAAACUCUCUCCUACACCAACAAAGGCCUCGUCUCGGCGCAGGGAUAUAGCCAGCUAAACGACAUGCUCAUCUCCGGCUCUGAGGAGUCCUCUUCGUCCUCCUCUCCGUCUGACCCUAUUGGUUCCUCUGUUGGUGGUGGUGGCAGUGACUAUGACUACAAAACAACCUACACGUUUCCGUUACUCGCCAACAGCAGCUACUCCGUUUCCCCCCAGGGAAACUUGUCAAUCUGGGGGCACUUGAUUCAGGGGAAAACCCUCACUUUGUCCGGAGCGGCGGUAUUCCCGGAUUAUGAUACCGUUGCUUUCAAUGGAAAUGGGAAGACUCCCAAGUAUAGGGAGUCGAGGCUGGAGACGAAGAAGGAAGGGGAGGCGUGGUAUGAGCAGAGCGGUGAUGGGAAGAACUCGACUGGGAGCGGGGAUAGUAGGCAGGUGUUUAGCUUUGCGGGUGUUGAGACUAAAGGGGGAAGGGGGGAGGAGUUGUAUUUCAGGGAUGUGGAGGCGAGGGGGGGCAGGGUGGUUAGGGAUGUUAAGAGGUUGGGUGGGAAGGAUGUGGUGGUGACUGGAGGAUACCAGUCGGCAGCAGCAGUAACUGGGGAUGAUGAUGUCAGAGUGUUUGGUGGUGUGCCGAACGGUGGUGGUGAGGGAGUUAAGAGGGGAGGGGCGAUGAGGAUGUUUUUGGGGAGGAAUAAUUUCUGAUGAUGAUGAUGAUGAUAAAGUAUACGCUACGGAUGUCAUAUUUACACUUCAUGGUUAAUGAACAUCAAUAAGGAAGUCAUCGAUAUUGUCAUCCACUUCAUGUGCGGUGCAGUGCUCUGCCUGAGCUAGAUAGGUGUAGGUAGGAUGCGCCUUCCGAUCCGUCAAAAAGGAAAAUAAGGAAGGAACG
Messenger RNA from Neurospora tetraspora, 2978 nucleotides. RefSeq names its product peptide N-acetyl-beta-D-glucosaminyl asparaginase amidase A-domain-containing protein. The transcript is spliced from 3 exons. The coding region runs from base 341 to 2791 and encodes 816 amino acids. The record is from RefSeq and is a predicted model, not a curated record. NCBI's taxonomy places the organism in Eukaryota, Fungi, Ascomycota, Sordariomycetes, Sordariales, Sordariaceae.